UUACUAAAUAGAUGGCACCACUACAUCUAAAAUACGGCGCCACAGUUUUGUUUCAUAUUGUUUGUUGACACGUUGAGAAGUACAGGUUUAUAACAAAAUGGGUAAAACGAAAGAUGUAAGUUCGGAUGAAGAAAGGACUUUAGAAACUAGUGAAGUAUCUCCACAAAAGAGACAUAAAAAGCAUAAACAUAAAAAGCACAAAAAAAGGAAAGUUACUCACAAUGAUAAUGAUGGCUUUAAUGAUGUUGCUACAGAAACAGAAAAAAAGAAGACGUUUCGAGUUAAAAUAAAAAAAGAUGAUGAAAAAGGUUUAGAAAAACCUCGUGAGAAAAUACAAAAAACAUCUAAUCUUAGCAUCGCAGGUGCAAGCACUGUGCUAUCACCAAAGACUGCAACAAAGAAAAAGGUUCCAAAAAGUAGUAAAGGUAAAGAUAGUGGCACUAGUAGCGAAGAAGAACGAUGGCUUGAUGCAAUUGAAUCUGGAAAACUUGAAGAAGUGGAUGAUGAGCUAAAAAAGAUUAAACCAAAGGAUCCAAAAUUAAUGACAGCACGUCAAAGAGCUAUGUUUGAAAGAAAGACUGAUACAGAACCAAAUCCAGCUGUUGAACAACUUAUGUCUUUACCAACUGGAUACAAAGAAAAGGUUAUGACAGCUGAAGCUAUACAGAAAGCUGCUCUUAAAUCCUUGAAAAGGAAACAACUUGCUGAUGAGAAAAGAGAAAAAGAUAAAAAAAAGACAAUGGAAAGAUUACUGAAAAAGCAAGAAUCUAAGGCUUCUAAAAUUAUUGGUAAAGGAAAACCUUGUAGAAGGCAAGUUCCCUUGGUUACAUACCGUUUAACACUUGAAGGAAGUUCAAUAUCUUUACCUCCUGGAGAAGAUUUUCCAUUACAGCCUACAGAGGAAAAGGAACCACCCAUACGAGCUCUUUGUGGUGUAAAUCAGUGUAAAAAGCCCAAAAAAUAUUCAUGCUCAAAAACGGGUGUACCAUUAUGCAGUUUAGAAUGUUACAAAAUUAAUUUAGCUCUAUCUGUAUAAUUAGUUAAUAUUUGAACUUGUCUGUGUUAGUGUAUAUACAUCACACUACAUUUUUUAAUAUACAUCAUUAUUGAACAGUUUUACAAAGAAGAUAAAUAUAAAUAGUGUAAAAUACGAAAUAUAUAUUAUAUUUAAAAGAAAUUAGAUUUUUACAAGAUGAGAUUACAAGAUCAUUUACAAGAUUAGAUUUUACUUUUUUUAGAUUUUAGACUACAAUUGUUAAUAUUACGACUAAUUUGUAAAUAUUUUGUACAUAUCAUUAUGUAACUUUCAUUGUAGUAUUUCGAAUAUGAGUAUUUAGAAAAUGAGUUUAUGUACAUAAUUGGAAUAUAUAAAGCAGAGAAAAAAAUA
Bombus terrestris (buff-tailed bumblebee) is the source of this 1387-nucleotide messenger RNA. Its product is annotated as INO80 complex subunit B. Gene Ontology annotation, cellular component: Ino80 complex. Bases 98 to 1036 code for a protein of 312 amino acids. NCBI's taxonomy places the organism in Eukaryota, Metazoa, Arthropoda, Insecta, Hymenoptera, Apidae. The record is from RefSeq and is a predicted model, not a curated record. Gene Ontology annotation, biological process: chromatin remodeling. The transcript has 6 exons.